AUGUUGCGCCGCCAAAUCGCUGACCAGUCCACAGUCGAUUUUGUAAGAAAGAGUUUUAUUCGGAACGAUGCACAACAAAACUAGCCAUAACCUAAUGUACUGAAUGAGAGAAUGUCGGAAGAGGAAGCGCUCUCUAGUGGCAGACAGCUCCGACGUAGACAGUGGUGGCAGGACAAGAGGAAUACGUUUGUGGAAGGAAACACUGCUCAUAGGAACACAAAACAUGAAGGAAGUAGUGCUGAAUCGCAGAAAUUGUUACCAGCCCUGCAGAAUGUCCGUGGUUUUAAAUCAAAACUCAUCGACACGAUGAAACUCAAGUUAACACCAGUAAGAAAUUCAAAUCCAACCAAAAACGUCAGCAGACAGAAGAAACCGAAUACGUCGAAAGACAAGGUUGUGACAAAGAAACUAUCCCCAAAACCGGUUGCAAAACCUGACAUGGUAACCAUGGUAACUGGUGUGAGUGCGGUUGAUUCUAUAAAGACCUCUCCAAGUGCGCACAUUCCCAAAACCUACGUGUUGUUCAUCGGAAACCUCCCGUACGAUGUCACCCGGGAUCAGCUGGAAGGCCACUUCAGAAAAACGGGUGCACGUGGUGUGAAGAGUAUUCGCAUCCCAAAGGAAAAAGGAACCGACAAGGGGCGGGGUUUCGCAUACAUGGAGUUCAAAGAUCGCAUCAGUCAUGGGAUUGCUCUUCGCUUGCAUCAGACAAAGCUGGGAGGGCGGCGGAUAAACGUCGAGUUUACGCCUACCGGGGGCAAGAAGAAGAGGAGGGAGACCCUCACCAACAGAAAACAGAAAAAAAUUAACAAAUUGAAAAGCUGAAACGGAGUCUCGUAAUUCACAUGCAACUAAAGCAACCUCAUUAUAUUUAUGUAAAUAUGUGCAAGUUAUUUGUAUCUUCAUUGUUUGCAUGUUUUUUUUUUUUAUAUUUAAUGAAAUUAUGCGGUGAAGUUCUGGGAAGGAAAAGUGUUGGAGAUCUCACCAAAAGGGGAUAUAACUCUAAACAGAUUGGAGGAAAGGAGAUUUGUAUAAAACGUUUUCAGACCAGAAUAUUAUAAACACUUUGAGCAAUGUAAAUGACUUGUAAAUGUUUAAUAUUUAUUUAAGUGUGUGUUUUUUUGUUUGUUUAUUAAAAAAUUUUUUAUCACCACUGGCCAGUGUAAUUUAUAUGUACAUGUAGUUUUGGUGGAUGAAGAAAAAUAUUUAUUCACUGCCCACGGUAAUAAAACUUUCCAGUCUGGACUCUAGGCUUGUCAGCUAGCAUCAUUUUUAUGAUUGUAAAAACUGGUCAUUAGAAGGGCAGGGCUCAAAAUUAAUAGAGCCAACUACAGGUAUGUCAACAUUAGGACGACCCAUGUUAAGUUAAAAAAACAAAAAAAGAGAUUUCUUUAACUUUGUAUAAUUACAAGCAUUCCACUGAUGUUUAUGGUGAUCAUAGAGCUUGGUACAUGUACAGGCAUUUUCUUUCGGUUUCCAUGCUAAUGCUGAUGCAUAGCUUUUGUACUCUGACUUUAGUGGACUAGAGUUUGGAGUUUUCCUUCUCCUUACUAGGAUUCUAAGUCUCUUCAGCCCAGUUUUUAUUUUGGAGUUUGCUUCUCCUCAGAGAACAUUGCCAUAUUAGCCAACUGCUAAUUUUUACAAAAAAUGGCUAAAAAAAAUUAGACUUUGGCUAAUAAAAUAGUCUUUAAAUUAACCACAUUUUAAUGAUGUUCAAGGAAAUACUCUAAAUUUCUGAAAAUUGGCUAAACUAAAAAAAAUUCCAGUGUGAGCCGUCUCCUAGACUUUCUUGACUCGCGUCCUCUGUCUGGUCCAUAUUAGUCUAGUCUUUACCCUUUGGGUGACCCUACCAGAAGCUGAAGCUCAGCUGGCAUAGCUCUCUGAGUCAUUGAGAUAUGCAAGCUACCUCACCACAUCAAGGAAUGGACCAUGAGAUAGACUGAUGUUCGAUUUACUCUAUUAUCAUUGAAUGACAUCGCUAAAACACUUAAUGUUAUACUUCAAUAAACCUCAUAAAAUUACGUUGUUAUUUCAAAUAAGAUGUCAUUACGUAAAAAAGGUAAUGGAAACUUAUUUAUUUGUAUAUUUAACUAAGUAAGUUGUGUUAUGUGGUUUUGUAUAAUUUCUGACUGUUAUACAUUGAUAAAUUCACCAAAAAAAUAUUUUAAAGUAAAAUGAGAGUAAAGUUUAUAUAAAUACAAUUCCAGUCCAAACCACAUUGUUAGCAACUACAACAAAUUAGCCUCCUACCUUUAAUUACUGUUGGAUUUCCUCCACCUUUUGUUCAGACAGGCAUUGUGAAAUAACUAUUACAAAGACACAUUUUCCACGUAUUAGAUGAUAAUCAUGUCACCUAUAUCUAAUUGGCAGGCAGCAAAAAAUUGCAUGCUUUUUGUCCUAGGAGAUCUUAGCAAAGUUGAAAUAGAUGUCAUUGUAAUGGCGUUUUCACGAUUACUGUCUGGACAAAAUGUGGGUAAAAUUUAUUGGUAAUUAAAGGUAGAGUAAUUUAUUGCAGUUGUUUGACGACAGGUGAUGUAUCUAUAAAAGAGGAAACACUCCAAGUUUUUUCCAUUCAUCAGUUUAGCAAGAGUCCAAUGUAUUUUCAUCCAUUGCAUCCCAACCACUACUGGUAUAUCAAAGAUUGUGGUAUGUGCUAUCCUGUCUUUAGAACUGCUUUUUAGUUUCAAGCAUUUGCUUCCAGAUUAAGUGUCAGAAGCCGAGAUUGGUUCCAAUUCCACAACAUAAAUAAGAGCCUUGAACAGAGCUUAUUGACCUCAUUGCCAAAGUAGCAAAUUGCUAAUUUUAUACAAAGUGGUUAUAACAUGCAAUAUUUCGCUAAAUUAAUCACUUUUUGACAAUUUUCAAAGAGCUACUCCACAUAUCAGAAAAGUGGCUCAAACUAAAUUAUUUCCAGUGUGAGCCCUGCAUGAAAGGUGUGUUGGUGCCAGCAUACUGAUUAAAAAGAAAUGUUCAUACAAAAACACCAAUCAGCAUUUGAUUAUGUUUUCAGAAGGAUAUGGGUGGUGAUUAUAACUAAUAAAACAAAUUGUAUGCUUUUUGUUAUGGUUCCUAAAGUCUUGAGUUUAGACAUUAAAGUGGGUACAGCUUUUGCAGUGGCAGAUCCAAAAAAUCCAUUUAGGGGGGGACAUUAUGACGUGGUCGAAGGCCACAAAUGUUCCUGAAGGGAUUCCUCGGAUUCUCCAACCUAAAAAAUUAUCAUCUCCCUCUUCCGAACCAAACUCUGGGAUUCGUCGAAGCAUGGAAUCCUGCUCCGUUCACAGCCAGAUUAGUUUAAAGGAGAAUGUUUGAGUCUUUUUGUUAUGUAGUGUAUAUUUUGUACUGCUUACAGUUUGUUACUGGAAGUGUUAAUUUAUGGUAAUUCUGUUUUUGUGGAGCAUCAAACCACUGUGUCUCUUGAAAUGUGUAUGUUUCAGAGUUAUUGUACUACCUGGAAAUCAUGGAAAGUGCUUGAAUUUCAUGAGCUUCAGAUGCCCUGGAAUAAUUACCUUUGUCUGUGUGUGUGGGGGGGGGGGGGGGGGGGGGGGGGGGAGGGGGAGAGGAUUAUGAGUGGAAAAAAAAGGAGAAAUUUUGUUUUUAUAAAAGUAGUAGUUUUCAAUUGGAAUUACAAAUUAUAACUUGUUUUACCCAUCUGAAUUUAAUGAUUGAUCAUAUAAAUUUAAUGUAUGUUUUGUCUGCUGAAAUUAAAAGGAAUGUUAUGGUCCUCUAAGUGUAAGAAGUGUGAUUGUUUAGGUAGAAAUUUCAAUUUUGUUCUACUAUAUGUAAGUACAUGUCUGUAUCACCCUAUGAGAAAAGUCUGAUCAUGUUCCUUUGAUUUCAGGCUGAGCUAGCGGGGAGACAAAGUGGUUUGGUUUAUGGGUGAGCUGGUGGGGAGACAAAGUGGUUUGGUUUAUGGGUGAGCUGGUGGGGAGACAAAGUGGUUAGGUUUAUGGGUGAGCUAGUGGGGAGACAAAGUGGUUGGGUUUAUGGGUGUCUUUUUGUAAAUCAGUGACUUUAAUGCACCAAACAUUUUGCAAAUAAAUUAAAAAAAUAUA
Messenger RNA from Gigantopelta aegis, 4052 nucleotides. RefSeq lists its product as uncharacterized. The transcript has 5 exons. Lineage: Eukaryota; Metazoa; Mollusca; Gastropoda; Neomphalida; Peltospiridae. Gene Ontology annotation, molecular function: RNA binding. The coding region runs from base 112 to 825 and encodes 237 amino acids. The record is from RefSeq and is a predicted model, not a curated record.